GGACCUGACUGAUCGGUGCGCGGCGGCAGCGCGGCAGGCGGGAGGGCCCCAGGGAAAGAGUGGGGCUGCGGACAUCGAAAAAGUUCACGGCCGGUUUCCCGCGCUGUGUGUCGCCCGUCCGUCCGCUCUGCCCUGCCUGCCUGCCCGCCCGCCCGCCCGCCGCAGCGACCGACCGACCGACCCCGUCCCGCAUCCACCCCGAGACUUGCGAGAGAGAGAGAGAGAGUUGCGUUGAGGAUUGGCGCGCGCGCAAGAUUCACCCGUCCUCCCUCCCUCUCCCCGUCCCGUGUCCCGUUGUCUACACACCCGGGCCCCGUUCAACAACCAAGUCAUAUAUACUGCCCAUCAUGUCGGCGUCGAGUAGGGGAGCUGCUCUCCUUAGGAGCCAACAACGGUCCAUCUGCCUACAAUGCCGCAACCAAACCCGAGUACUUGCGCCCGCCGGCGUCACCAGCGCACCUAGACGUUUCUACUCCGCCGAGGCCUCUGCCACUGCCACUGCCACUGCCACUGCCACGACCACAACAACACUACCCCCUCCUCACCCGCCCGUCACCACAUCAACAGGCACCCACGCCGCCACCUCGACCUCGUCGCAAAUCUACCGCAUCAAGUCGGGCGUGAUCCUGACCCGCCCCCCGCUGCUGACGCGCGACCUCACCCCCUUUGAAGAAUCCUUUUACUUUUACCAGAAGCGCCUCAACGAGCGGCUGACGGCCCCCUUCCGCAAGGACUUUUACUUCAAGAAGGACACGGCCGCCGACCUGGACUGGCGCAUCAAGCUGAAGGAGCGCCACGGCGUGCCCGCCAAGGACAUUGGUCGGUACAACCCGCGCGGCCGGAUGGCGUGGAACGACGAGGUGCUGGUGGGGUCGCAGACGUCGUCGAGAAAGCACAUGGUGGAGAAAUUGCUUGCCGACGCGGAGAUGCGCGUGUCGGAGGAUGGCGAGGAGAUCCCCGCCGAGGACCGGGUCCCCGUCGAGAAGCCGAUGCCGAGACGGACGGAGGCGGAUGAGAAAGGGGAUGUCAAGCGGUUGGAUCGCGCGCUGGACAAGACGCUUUAUCUGGUAGUCAAAAAGAAGGCGGACAAGGAAGGCGAGGAGGCCAAGUGGAUGUUCCCUACGGGCGUGGUGCCUACGGAUGAGGGGUUGCAUGAGACCGCAGCCCGCAUCCUCGCCGAGUCCGCAGGCGUCAACAUGAACACGUGGAUCGUCGGCCGCGUGCCCGUAGCCCACCACGUCGUCCGCCCCGUCUUCGGCCAGAAGGACGGCGCCCUGCUCAAGAAGGGCGAGAAGAUCUUCUUCCUCAAGGGCCGCAUCAUGGCCGGCCAGGCCGACCUGACCGACAACCUGCAUGAUCUGGUCGACUUCAAGUGGCUCACGCAGGAGGAGCUGCGCAGCACGUUGGCGGAGGAGUACUUCCACAGCGUCAAGGGCAUGUUUGCUGAGAGGUGAACAACACAACACAACAACACCCUAUGUAGCCUGGUCUGGUGAAGUGAAGUAUGGAAGAACAAGGUUGGAGAGGUGAUGAUGAGUCGAUGGUCGAAGUCGGUGAGACUACACCAUUAUCUUCCGGGGAAAUAGAAUGGGGAAGUGCAGUGGGUGGCGGAAGAAGAAGAAGAGAGAAGCAUGUGUACAAAUGUAUUGAUAUCAAAAGAUGGUUUUAGUCGGUCGGUGGCAAGGUACAAUUGUUGUUUAUGCGCUGAGUAGACCUGGACCGCCCCCUAGCCGAACACAAUCAAAGGUCUCGAGGAAGAGAAUCAGAGAUGGUUUGGAACUUGACUUGACAGUUCAAAGGCCUCGCACGCCUCAGCGUACUUGACCAGGCCGAAGCCAAGCUCGCAUGCCAUGUCUGCAAGAAGCGGGCGAAGGCUGACAUGAAGCACAGGGACGAGAGAGGGUGUUGUUUGUAAUGUAAAAACAUAUGCUGUGUAUAGAGAUUUGGGAUGAAGAUGUCAUACAGGAUGCGAGAUGGUUGGUGAAUACUACCAGACAUCCGCUGGGUUGGUCAUACCGC
This is a messenger RNA of Neurospora crassa OR74A, 2019 nucleotides long. RefSeq names its product 50S ribosomal subunit L30. The coding region runs from base 348 to 1454 and encodes 368 amino acids. Lineage: Eukaryota; Fungi; Ascomycota; Sordariomycetes; Sordariales; Sordariaceae. The record is from RefSeq and is a predicted model, not a curated record. Gene Ontology annotation, molecular function: structural constituent of ribosome. Gene Ontology annotation, cellular component: mitochondrial large ribosomal subunit. The transcript has 3 exons.